GGCUGUGAAAAAUCACAAUGGCCGGAGCGCUGGGUAUUGUUCUGCUCUAAUUUUUUAAACCAUUAUUUCCAUUUUGGCAUGGCCCCAUUUGCCUGCUCUCAUGCUCCAGCAUGAUGUAGCUUUAGGGCUCUUUUCAUUAAAAAACAAAAAAAAAUAAUUGCAAAACAGACAAUUUAUUUUCUCCGAUAUGUUGAAAUGAAAUCAGACCUUUGGCUAUGAAACACCAUUGGGGACUAUCUUGGUCUGACGUUCGCCAGGGCAGUGAUCUCUGGACUGUUCAUUCUUACACAGGGUGUUGCUGAGCUUAUGGUAAAGUGCCUUCCAUAUAAAAUGUGCAAUGGACUUGAAAUGUUGUUUCUCUAUAUGCUACUUUAAAAAAUAGUAAGACAGCAUAUUCAAAAAUAAAAGUCCAGAGCCUUUAGACAAAAAUAGUGUAAGUUUUAAAAAUUAAAACAAUUCCACAAUUGUUAGCUUUUAUUUGUAAAAUACUUCGGCUUUUGAAAAACGUCUAGAUACAUGAAUAUUCGUUCGUAGUUUAAUUAGUACUGGUUACAUAGUGAACUUUGCCGGUUUGCACCCUACAUAGCUUUGCUUGAAAUUACAAACGCUAAGUACACUUCAUACACUGGGACAAAACUAUAAAAUAUCCCCUAAAUAUUUAAAACCAAAUCGGAAUCUGGUUGUUCGUUUUAAUUCCCCAGUUUCAGUGGAGCUUGGUGCAAGGCUAAGUAACAGAUUAGUUUACAAAGUUUUAAAACAUUCGUUAAAAUAUUUACUUAAUGGUCUAAAACAAAGCCUUAGAAGCCUACAAACGUGUCAAGAUCAGGCAAAUACGCGAGGAUAAUUCGACUGAACGAUUUAGAAGCAGAAAAUCACUUGCAUUUAAAAUCGUGCAUAUUUUCAAUACCCCUUUAGUGCCUCUAUUUUAGGCAGAUGCUUAAGAUUAAAGGGCCGCAUGUCAGCCUGUAUCUUACCCAUGCUUCCUGUCAUCGUUUCUUUGCGAUUUAAUUUUGUGUUUUCCUUUCAGCCUAGAAGUGUUUGGUACCAGUCUCUUGGCAAGCGAUCCUGAGGAAUGGAAGGAUAAAGAAAUAUGACCCAGCUGCUAUGCACAAUGAGGAAAUGCUCCAGGAGAAAAGCCUGUCUGAAACCGAGGAAGGGUUUCCAACAGCCCCCGCGGCCGGCCAUGCGGACUCCUCCGCCGGCUCCCCCGUCCUCGGCGUAGCCGGGGGGAGCAACACGCCGCUAAGCAGCCCGCAGCUCCCCGACCCCGAGCAGACAAUAGAAAAUAUCAAAGUCUAUCUCCAUGAGAAGGAGCUAUGGAAGAAAUUUCAUGAAGCUGGCACCGAAAUGAUAAUAACCAAAGCAGGCAGGAGGAUGUUUCCUAGUUACAAGGUUAAAGUGACCGGAAUGAACCCCAAGACAAAGUACAUCUUGUUGAUUGAUAUCGUCCCGGCUGAUGACCACCGGUAUAAAUUCUGUGACAAUAAAUGGAUGGUAGCUGGGAAGGCAGAGCCGGCCAUGCCAGGGCGGCUGUACGUGCACCCCGACUCACCGGCCACCGGAGCGCACUGGAUGCGGCAGCUGGUGUCCUUUCAGAAGCUGAAGCUCACCAACAACCACCUGGAUCCCUUUGGACACAUCAUUCUUAAUUCAAUGCAUAAAUACCAACCGCGGCUGCAUAUCGUGAAGGCGGAUGAGAACAACGCUUUCGGGUCGAAGAACACAGCCUUCUGCACCCACGUUUUCCCAGAGACGUCCUUUAUAUCGGUGACCUCCUACCAGAAUCACAAGAUAACCCAGCUGAAAAUCGAAAACAACCCCUUCGCCAAGGGAUUCAGGGGCAGCGACGACAGCGACCUGCGCGUGGCACGGCUGCAAAGCAAAGAAUAUCCAGUGAUUUCCAAAAGCAUCAUGAGGCAGAGGUUGGUGUCCAGUCAUGGCCAGCUUUCAACAAAGCCAGAUGUUAACCCACUUCACGGGAAUCACCAGACCCUUCAACAUUAUCAGUAUGAGAACGGUGCUCACAUGCAAUUCGCAGCUUCGGAUGCUCAAGAUCUGCCACUCAACACCUUCACAGCACAGAGGGAUUCAGGGCUCUUCUAUCAUUGCCUAAAGAGAAGAGAAAGCGCUCGGCACCUGGACCUGCCCUGCAAACGCUCCUACCUGGAAGCCUCCUCUUCUGUAGGAGACGAUCACUAUUUCCGUUCCCCGCCGCCAUACGACCAGCAGAUGCUGAGCCCUUCGUACUGCAGCGAGGUGGCCCCGCGGGAAGCCUGCAUGUACUCUGGUUCUGGGCCCGACAUCGCUGGCGUCUCGGCGGUCGACGACUUGCCGCCUCCGCCUCCCCCCUUGAGCUGCAAUAUGUGGACUUCUGUCGCACCUUACACCAGCUACAGCGUUCAGACAAUGGAAACUGUCCCUUACCAGCCUUUCCCUGCUCAUUUUACCGCCACCACCAUGAUGCCGCGGCUCCCGUCCAUCGCGGGCCAGGGCUCGCAGCCGCCAGGUAACAGCCACUUCAGCGUCUACAACCAGCUGUCCCAGUCUCAGGUCCGGGAGCGCGUUCCGCCUUCGUCGUUCCCGAGGGAAAGGGUGCACCCGUCGGUGUGCGAGAGAAAACCCCCCUCUCCACACCUAAACGCUGCAAACGAAUUCCUGUACUCACAAAGCUUCUCCUUGGCGAGGGAGUCGUCGCUGCCGUAUCAUUCAGGGAUGGGGACUGUGGAGAACUGGACUGAUGGGUGACGCUGACGGCUGAGCGAUGCCACAGCCAACGUUACUGCUCCGGGACAGUGUUUGAUCGGUGUUGAUACCUGUGGGUAACUUGCACUUCGGUGAGACAAAUGUGCAUUUCCAGAGGGGUCUGUGUGGGUGAAGAGCUUGUAUCUUCAGACACACAGAGAAUUACAUCUCCUGUCUUGGUGGGCUCGAUUCAUCAGCCUCUUGCUGACUCCCGAAUAAAUCAAUUCUCACGUCUUCAUUACUGAUCCAGUAGGAACCGUUUUCAUGACUAACAAGUGAAGUAGCUAGGCAUUUUCUUUUGCUUGUAAUACUAAACAUCCAUGAGCAAAUUUUACCUAUUUGGGAAAAAAUUAUAGUGCUUGGUUGGUGAAGUCACGGCAUCCCAAAACUCAACCUGUUGGGUUGCGUAGCUCAAGGACUGCUGCAGCAGCACUUCUUUGGCUCCUUUUGUCUGUAGAAAUUCCUUCUUCCUCUGGAAGUGACGGAGCCGUAGGAGCGCGGGGCCGGCGGGGACGCUUGGCGCGGGGUCAGGAGCUGCGGUGCCGCUCCGGUACCGCCCGGCACGGCGCAGGGUUCGUGCCGCGGCACUGAGAGGAGAAGGCACUGAUGCACAGAUGUCUCUUCUUCCCCCCACACCACCAUCAUUUGUGGCUGUGGGAACCUAAGAAGUGAAGCGUUACGCCCGAGGCCAAACAGCAAAUCAAUUGCAGCAUUAGGAACAGACCCAGUGUCUUCAGAUUCUCAUCUGUUGAUUGAAUCCCACUAGCUUAUUGCAAUAUUUGUUUAAGUUUAAGCUUCAAAGUUGCUAAUACUUUCCAGAAAUGAUUGCUAUACUUGCUGGUCCUUGAUUUCUUUCAUAUUCAGCUGAAACGCGCCUUUUGUGCUAUGUUUUUUUUCUUUUGCAGCUAACGCGGAAAGAAUUGUUUUCAGCAUAAAGGAGGCAUAGAGAAAGAUUUUCUUAAUUGUGGGGUGGGAAGAGUUCCCAUUACCUGUCAGGCUUUACAGUGUACAAAUAUUUGUAGAGCAGGUAAAAAUCUGUAGCCAGUGCAUACAUCGCUAGCGUUGUUUACUGUGGAAGUACCUUGAACUGACUCCUCCAGUGCUGCCUUUGCCAUCCAGAAUGUCCCUGUGAGGGCAGGAGGGAUCGCUCAGUGACAGCCACAGCACGAAACGGCCUCGUGGGAGAGCAAACUGCGCUCUUUCUGGAACCAAAUUCCCCUGAUCUUUGCCCGAAAGUGUCCCGAGCAGGGCUGUGUCCUCCUCCGAUCUGCCGUGUGUCCAUGCUGACCCAAGGGACGGCCACACAGAGGUGACGCUGGGAGUCUGGUUCCACUAAAAAGCGCAAUAUUUCAGCUUUAGUCACGCACAGCGGGGUGUUUGGUUUUUUUCCCCUUUGCUUCCCAAACUGGCAGAGGUAAAAAGCUGAAAUACAGAUGUGGAAGUCGGGAGGUGCUUCGGCGUUUUGGUGAAUCCCUUCCAAGGAAGAGAGGCUGAUGGAGGAGGGCGUGGAGGUCGCGUUUCAACCAGGACAGUCUCGUACACCCGCUCAGCAGACGAUGUGUGUGACCGGUGUGGAUUUUGUAAUCGGAUUUUUGGAAAUCACUACCGUUUUUGCAUGCUGAAUAGCUAUUUAUAUACAUAUAUAUUUUAUAUAUAUAUAUAAAAAUAUAUAUAUAUCACAAAUGCAGGCCACGUGUCCAAUUCAGCUUUGCUUUUUACGAAUGAAAUACUUAAUAAAAAUGAAUGUUGCAAGGUUUUUUUUUGGAAAGACAUCUAUUUAAGAUUUUUUUUUUUAUUACACACCUUUGAUGUAAAAACUAAGAACUGGUUAGAUAAAAAACAUAUAUACUACAGAUGAAUCUUUAUUAGAAACCACAUUAGCUACAGGUGGUAUGGAAUUUAAAAAUGUUUGUUACAUAGCAUGGACAUUUUAUUUUACAUAUCAGAACAUAAAGUCAUUUUACUACUAUAAGCUGUCUCUGGGUGCAUUUCAAUAAUUAGUAUAAA
This is a messenger RNA of Columba livia (rock pigeon), 4749 nucleotides long. RefSeq names its product T-box transcription factor 4 (gene TBX4). NCBI's taxonomy places the organism in Eukaryota, Metazoa, Chordata, Aves, Columbiformes, Columbidae. The record is from RefSeq and is a predicted model, not a curated record. Gene Ontology annotation, biological process: cell fate specification; regulation of transcription by RNA polymerase II; positive regulation of DNA-templated transcription. The transcript is spliced from 9 exons. The coding region runs from base 1105 to 2745 and encodes 546 amino acids. Gene Ontology annotation, cellular component: nucleus. Gene Ontology annotation, molecular function: DNA-binding transcription factor activity, RNA polymerase II-specific; RNA polymerase II cis-regulatory region sequence-specific DNA binding.